UAAAGGAGAGAAAGUAUGCAAAUAUAUGUGCAAGUAAAAGUAGAUUUACAAAACGGAGAAAGGAAACAAGACGAGUAAUUUAUUAAAAUAUGCCCUUUGGGAUUUUCAUACAAGUUAGAAUACAAAUUAAUACCCAACCAGAAAUGAAAGAUGAUACAACGUUGACCCAACGGAUUUAACGUGCAGAUUUUGCACUGUUGAAAUAAGGUGCAGAUUUUCGCAAAAGUCUUGUAAUUUUAACGUUAUAUUUGUGUGAUCAUCACACCGUUAUAAUGAAUUGUGCGAAGCACGGUAAACUAACAGUCGAAAUUCACGUUAAUUUUACUAUAUCGUUGACACAACGCUGAAAUACCGUGAUAAGUUCACGGUAAAACAUGCACGAAGAUUUAACGUGUCCUCAGCGUGAAAUCAACGUGUUAAAGACAUGACGCUGCACGUUCCCCCAUUUUAGAUUCCACCACUCCAUUUCGCUCCAAAUUUUCCACCACCACACCGGCAGCAGCAGAGCUCUACAUUUACUUAUUUAAUAUCUUUGUACUUUCCGAAUUAAUUAUCCUGCUCAUAAAAUUUAAAUAUUUAGUAGUUUUUUUCCUCAAUAACUGGAAAUGAGUCUGGCUGUUAUAACGAGUAAACCAUUUGUGGUGUUAGAAUUCCCCGAGGAGCAAACUGUUGAAGCAGUUCCAGCAAUUUGGCUAACGUCUGACAAGACCGGAUGUCGGUGGCCCAAUAAAGUGACCCCUUCUUUUACAAACAAGAAAAAAGACAAGAAUUCAUCCCCUGGUGAUGGUUGGACUGUCUACAAAUGUCGAGUGCUGGGAGAAUUUGAUAACUAUACUAGUGCCAACGCCGCCGCACACAAGGCGGAGGAUACCUCAGAAAUAGAGGUGUCGAAAGUGGACUUCUCUGCGGGAAAACGCACAAGGAGGACAACGCAACGUCCAGCGCGGUCAUCGUCGUCUGAUUGUGAGGACCUUGACAAACCAAGCCAGGCGAAUUUGACUACCACAAUUCCACAAAUUCCAGUUUCAGUCUGUGAGCCGUAUAAUAAUUUUAUUGGAGGAGCGGUUAAUGAACCUGGGGCUGCUGGCUCCUCGCAAAGUCUUUCAUCAUUGGCUGAAGACGAGAGAAACCAACUAAAUUUUCAAACGGUGGAAAUUUUGCCGAAUUCUCAAACUUUCUUCAUUGACUCCAGCGGAGUUUUAUGCACAUCUGGUCCUACAAAAAACGUGGGAACGUCAAAGUCGUCAAAUUCAGGUUUUUCGGAAGGCUUCCAAGGGGUAAUCAUUAGAGCGUUGGCACGUAUUGAAGCCAAUCAAAGGGACUUCCGUCAAAUCCUGGACGAACUAGUCUUGAAUCAACGGUCAGGGGCAACACCGCAUGUGGAGGUGGAUUAUUCAUCGCUACCAAAAUUCCCUAUCGAGAGUGAGGCCGACUUAACAGCAUUUGAUGUUCAAUUAUCUAUUGAUACGGAAAGGAAAGUAUUUGAGCAGUACCUUGUUGGGAUAGGAGGAACAACACUUCCUAUUACAAUCACCGAAAUUUUGGAGAGGAUAUUUGCAAAAACACUACGGAUCGGAUUGACUUACACGGGCAAGGGCGAUGGAAAAAAAUCGUACAUAUCCUUCUCAAAUAUCAACACGGCUAUCGUCGCUGCUGUGAAACGCAACAGAAAACUAGUCACGGUGCCGGAUGAUUUAGAGAUUAAAUCAAUCAUAAUGGAUAAGCUUCGAUUUUGCCGGAAACCGGAGAAGAAAUCGUCUGAUGAAUAAUUG
Folsomia candida is the source of this 1772-nucleotide messenger RNA. RefSeq lists its product as uncharacterized. The record is from RefSeq and is a predicted model, not a curated record. NCBI's taxonomy places the organism in Eukaryota, Metazoa, Arthropoda, Collembola, Entomobryomorpha, Isotomidae. The transcript has 6 exons. The coding region runs from base 606 to 1769 and encodes 387 amino acids.